This is a messenger RNA of Arthroderma uncinatum, 1389 nucleotides long. RefSeq names its product putative peptidase. Bases 1 to 1389 code for a protein of 462 amino acids. The record is from RefSeq and is a predicted model, not a curated record. Gene Ontology annotation, molecular function: hydrolase activity. The transcript has a single exon. NCBI's taxonomy places the organism in Eukaryota, Fungi, Ascomycota, Eurotiomycetes, Onygenales, Arthrodermataceae.
AUGCACAAGUCCUAUCUUUUGGCGCUGGUUUCGCUGCUGGCGAGCUCGCUCGUCGGCGCUAGGUCAGUGGAUGGUCAAAUCCGUCUCAGCGAUGGCAGCAGCGACGUCAUUGACAGUGUGGACAGCAUUGACAGCGUCGGUACUGGUAGCGAUGCUAUUCAGAUCCAGAAGUCAGAGAUGGAUAAAGUAAUUGCUAGCUCUGAGCUGCUUUCCCUGCACCGCUCCCUCGUUGAGAUCAAAUCCAUCUCCGAUAACGAACAAGCCGUGGGAGAAUUCCUGCUGGACUAUCUACACUCCAAGAACUUCACUGUCGAGAAACAGUACGUCGCCUUCGACGAUGACACCGGCAAGACCAUACGUUCUCCUCGCCGCUUCAAUAUCUACGCCUAUCGUAAUAGUGCUUCCCCAAGCAUCAUCCUAACGAGUCACAUUGACACUGUCCCGCCGUUCAUCCCAUACUCCCUGAGCCAUCCGUCAUCCACUCCCUUCAAGCGCGAUGACAUUCUCAUCUCUGGUCGUGGGACCGUCGACGAUAAGGCGUCUUUGGCCUGCCAAACUAUCGCCGCCAUGGACCACUUGGACGAACACCCAGACACCGAAAUUGGCCUUUUGUUCGUUGUUAGUGAGGAAACCGGCGGUCGGGGCAUGUCCAGAUUCUCGGAGUCCCGCCUCAACUCUGGGACCUACCACACUAUCAUCUUUGGUGAGCCCACCGAACGUGCUCUCGUGGCAGGCCACAAAGGCAUGAUCGGAUUCAGUGUCCGUGUGCGAGGCAAGCCAGCUCAUUCUGGAUACCCUUGGCUAGGCCGCAGCGCAGUGUCUGAGAUCUUGCCUAUUCUGAUGAAGAUCGACCAGCUGGGUGACAUCCCCGUAUCAAAGGGCGGGCUGCCUUCCAGCAAAAAAUAUGGCCGUACGACGUUGAAUAUUGGGUUCAUGGCUGGCGGUCUUGCGUCAAACGUUGUCGCAGAGGAGGCUACUGCUAAGGUUUCUGUACGUCUUGCAGCUGGCGAUCCAAUGGAAGCACAGGAUAUAAUUGUCCGUGCCAUUCGUGAUACGGCUAGACAGAACAGGAACGAUACUACCGUCGUGGUUACAAGUGGUCGCGAUGGUAAGAAGGGAGACGUCGAAAUUACUUUCGGUGCGGAGUCAUACAGCCCCGUCGACCUGGACUUUGACGUAGAUGGAUUCAAUAUCACUACUGUCAACUACGGAACGGACGUGCCGCACUGGAAGAUCUACGGCGACAACGUGAAGAGAUAUCUAUAUGGCCCUGGAACUAUAUUUGUUGCUCAUGGCAAGGAUGAGGCAUUGACUGUCGGGGAGAUGGAGGCUGGGUUGGAGGGUUAUAAGAAACUGAUUGCGGCGGCCGUUGAGAGAGAGCGCUCAUAA